Molecule: messenger RNA, 2112 nt
Organism: Myripristis murdjan (pinecone soldierfish)
Lineage: Eukaryota; Metazoa; Chordata; Actinopteri; Holocentriformes; Holocentridae
Gene: mlphb
Product: melanophilin b
Exons: 16
Coding region: 93-1961 (622 amino acids)
Biological process (GO): intracellular protein transport
Cellular component (GO): cortical actin cytoskeleton
Molecular function (GO): small GTPase binding; actin binding; myosin binding
Source: RefSeq, a predicted model, not a curated record
GGAAUACUGCCCGCAGGCUACUCAGUCAAAACCGAGGUCAAGCAGCUCAACACCAGGCAACGCGGCGACUUACGGGCAUAGAGUUCACCAUAAUGCCUGGCACCACCGUGGGGAAUAAGCUGGAUCUCUCCAAGCUCACAGAUGAGGAGGCCAAGCAUGUGUGGGAAGUCAUCCAGCGAGAUUUUGACCUGAGGAAGAAAGAGGAGGACAGACUUGGGGACCUGAAGACUAAGAUUGAGAGAGAAGACACUAAGAGAGAGUUGUUAGGCAACAAGAGCAGCCUGGCUGAGUCUCAUUGUAUUCGCUGUCUCCAGCCCUUCCUGUUCCUGGUUAAUAGUAAGCGCCAGUGUCUGGACUGCCAGAUGUACACCUGCAAGUCCUGCAGCCGCUACAACAAGAAGGAGCAGGGCUGGGUGUGUGACCCCUGUCGCAUGGCCAGGGUUUUCAAGAUUGGCACUUUGGAGUGGUACCAUGAAAACGUGCGUGCCCGCUUCAAACGUUUUGGUAGCGCCAAGGUGAUGAGAUCGCUGUUCAAGAGGCUGAAUGGAGAACACAGCUCCUCUCAGAACAACCUCACAGAACCCCUUGAAUUCGACACACGCAGCAUGCCUGAGGUCCCAACAGAUGAUUAUGAAGAGCACAACAUGGAUUCAACAGAUGCACAACACGACAAAGGGAUGAAAAAGACCAAAAGGCGGCUUACAGUCGAUCCCUUCGAUUUAGAUCUGGACCGUGACUACGCCAUCGACUCCAGACGACAGUCCUAUCAGGUCCCAAACUCCCAUGUCAUCACGGAAGGAAGCAUGAGAGAGUCCAUGACUGCUGAGGCAGACAUGGCCUCCGUUUAUCAUCAGAUCUUGGAGGACUGCCAGAGAGAUGACGAGCCAGAGUUUAAUACUGAAGUUGGACUCAACCGGAGGAUGAGCCAGGGCAUGGCCUCGCGACACGAAGACAGUGGGUUCUCAGACCACCGGCCCACGCUGCGCCGCUCCCUGUCUCGGCACAGCCACUCGUCGUGUGGCAGUAGUAGUGCAGGGGGGGCCCGCCGCCGCAGCAGCUACCUGCCCGGCCCUGAUGACUCGGGGGAGGACGAAGAUGAGUGUCUGCACUAUCCUCUGUAUCAGUCUCAUCGUCAACGCGCCUACAGCCACACCUCCCAGGAGAGCCUGAACUCAGUGGCCUCAACACCACAGAUCACAGAACUGAACAGACGCAUGUCAGCCAUUGAGACCAUCUUAAACCGCCUGGAGCAGAAGGUCAUCUCACCUUUGGACCAGGCUCCUCAGACUCCAGCCAGCACCUCUCCUUUCCCCCAGUGGGAGGACGUGGACCUAGAGGAGCAGCAACUAAGACAGAAGCUGGAUGAGAUGACAGGCAACAUCAGUGACCAUGGCCUGACCUCUGAUGAGGAUGAAUCCAAGGCUCCCUCCUCACCCCAAAAGAUCCUGCCAUGGAGAAACCCAGAGAGGGAGGCCAACACAACCAAACUUCCUUCCAGACCCACAUCCAGAACAGACAUGUUGGUGUCCACACCCAUUGAGAAGCAGGGUGGGGAAACUGAAUCUCAGAAGGCAAGCUGUUCACCAGAAAGCCUGGAGAGGAAGUGGCACCCCCUUGAGGAGGGAUCCAAGGCAAGCUUCAAGGGCUCAACAGCAUUACUCUUUGAGCUGGAAGACAAAGUCGCUCAAGCAGCUGCCAAUGUCCAGAACGCCCAGAGUGAGGUCUCUUACAUAGAAGACAGGAUUGCUGCUCUGAGUGCUGCAGGCAUGACAGUGGAUAAAAGCAGAAGGUCUGCAAUCCCGGUCCGAUCAAGAAGACUCUCCCACGACUUUCCCACAAGCCAGGUGGACAGGUUUGUGAGGAACUCCCUCUACAGGGGCUCCCUGACACAGAGGAACCCAGUGGUCAAACCCAAGACCAGGGCGACCUGUGCGAAACCAGUAAUGGCACAGGCUCCAUGAGGAGGAAGCUGAGCAUUCUGUGAAGGAGCAUCUUAUCUUUUACUUGCGUCAAGACUUUGCUGAUUUCUCGUCAUUUAUAUUGUUCAGUGACACCCGUGGGAGCAGAAGCGCCUGUAUACUGUGCAUGUAAGGACAACUCUCCUGAUCCUAG